AUUAAAAAUAAUUAGGAACCUUAAAAAAAUACACCAGUGGAAUAAUCUUCAAAUAAUAGUAAUCAUCAAACAUACUCCUUUGAUGAACACCAGAAAAAGCUAGUUGCAGAUUCUUCGAUCGAAGCAAUCCGAUAGAGUUGAAAUCUCGGAUAGAAAGAUGGGGUUAUCACCAUCAAAGCGAGUGAACAACACUUUACAAAACUCGACUCAAUUUGACUCAGCAUGCGACUCAGUCUUCUCCCAAUCUCUUUCUCUAACAGACCAUACUUUCCCAGGAGUCUUACCUUACCAGCUCAAAACCGCUUCCGAUCAAAUCCACAUCAUCCUCUCCGAUUCUCACUAUCCACUCAUCCGCAACUGGCUCCCAUCCCCUCCCGAUCGGACACAAGUUGACUCCGCCCUCCGCCAUGUCCUCCCGCCCGAUCACGACCGCAACGACGUCCUCCGACUCCCGCUCUUCAAGGAUUGGGCUCGCUACCUCUACACGGACGCCGUCGUGUCCUCCGCCACCAAAGCGCUUCUCUUACGAGUUCCCGUCGGUGUUGCCGGAAUCGUUGGAAUCAGUGCCGUCGCUCACCCUGGUCCGGCACUGGUUGGGACUUUCGUUGGAGCUUACUCGCUCGGUGUUGCUCUCUCUAUUUUUCUAGGUUUAUCCGCAUGAAUCAAUUCUAAUUCUAUUGCUGUAUUUUAAGAUAGAUUAGAAUUUGAAGAUGUUUUGGUUGCAUCAUCCUCUAUGUGGUGUAUUGCAUAAGAAUAGGUGAAUUUGCAAUUGCAAAUGUUGUAUUGUAUAACUCUUUUCUUGGAGGAGUUCAUAUAUGGAAUGGACCAAAUGUUGUAUA
This is a messenger RNA of Vicia villosa (hairy vetch), 839 nucleotides long. RefSeq lists its product as uncharacterized. The transcript has a single exon. The coding region runs from base 158 to 661 and encodes 167 amino acids. The record is from RefSeq and is a predicted model, not a curated record. Lineage: Eukaryota; Viridiplantae; Streptophyta; Magnoliopsida; Fabales; Fabaceae.